AUGUCGCCAAGAUCAGAGUCAGUCACUGAAGAUGCGACUGAUCAUGUCGAGACACCCCCCUCUAAGAAAGCCAGGAUCAGAAAUCCUGGGAUCUCCAAAGAUGACACCAAGGCUAUCCGUGAGAGACAGGAAGCCGCCAUCGCUCAAAUUCAUCCCGACACCAAGAACCAUCCCGUCCUGUAUAAAGGCGUCGUUCAGAAAAUUGAGAGGAACAAUCUUCGAAAUGGUUGGGCGAAAACUCAGCUCAAUGGUACCUUCCAGCAUUGGAGCAGAGUCUCUACCUUGACUGCUCGGCCUGAUCUGGAGUGGUUACUUGCUGUACUGGCCGUUCAUGCAUCCUUCGAGCCAUUGAAUCUCAAGUUCAUGGAUGAGGUUAAAAAGCGCGGCCUUAAGGAAUGGGUAGAGAAACAGCUCAAGAAACAGGACCCCCUAUCUUCAACUCCCACUCCAGCUGAGCCAACGACGCCUCAGCAAGCGCCUCGAAUCAAGACAGAGCCUGGAAUUGACUCUCGCAGACUGCAGGCGACUCCUGGAGGAGCAAGACCCGGGCAGGGAAACAAUACCGUUCUUCCAUCGAUUGAGACUGGUACCGGCGGUACCCUGAAACGAGCUGCUCCCGUACACCCAGCCCAACCUGCGAACAAACGAGCAAGUGUGUUCACAAAUCAGGUAUUUUCUCCUUCUGGAGCAAGCGGCUAUGCAGGACCACCAGUUGCGCCUCAAAGAAUCGUCCUCCGAGACCAAGGAACGCAGACAGACAACGAUGUUCCUCUCCAGACAAUCGUUGCAUCAAUGCAAGAGGCUAUGGGAGCCAUGAAAGAACAGUCCGAGGGGCUCAAGGAACAAGUUCGGCUGCUUCAAGAACACAACAUGUCACUCUUGGAACACGAUCGAGCGCUUGCUGACGUCUCUGGAAGAGUUCGUAGUGUCAAUCAUCUGAGACACGCCAACAACAUUCACCAUCAUCAGAUCCAACCUCAGGCUGCUGAGAUCGUUGCGCUGCAGCCGGUGAAUCGUCAGCCGCCCACCUAUUACUACGAAUCUCCUCGCGAGUCCGGCAACACGUUUAGAUUUGGAUAG
Messenger RNA from Fusarium mangiferae, 1080 nucleotides. RefSeq lists its product as uncharacterized. Lineage: Eukaryota; Fungi; Ascomycota; Sordariomycetes; Hypocreales; Nectriaceae. The transcript has a single exon. The coding region runs from base 1 to 1080 and encodes 359 amino acids. The record is from RefSeq and is a predicted model, not a curated record.